AUGAAUGGACAUUUUGCACCGCCGGGGGCGCCCGCAGUUUGGACAGAACACAAGACUCCCGAUGGCCGUACAUACUAUUACAAUACCUUGACCAAGGUUACGCAAUGGACCAAGCCGGAGGAAAUGAUGACACCCGCCGAGCGCGCGCUGGCAAACCAACCAUGGAAGGAGUACACGGCAGAGGGAGGCCGGAAGUAUUGGUAUAACACUGAAACAAAGCAGAGCUCCUGGGAGAUGCCCGAUGUCUACAAACGAGCCUUGGGAGCUGGUGAUUCUGCUGCCACCACACCUACAGGCCCAUCAGCUUCAUUUGGUGCGGCUGGAGGAGGUAGUGGUCAUCAUGGCGGUUCGUAUGACCACCACCACCAGCAACGCGAUCAUCGGGAUUAUCGCGACCAUAGGGAGCCCAUGGGAGAGUCCAGACAACUCACCUAUGGCAGCAACAUUCAGGCGCAAGCCUUCGUCUCCGCCAGCAACGAUCCUGAGUAUGCCACCGCCGAAGAGGCAGAGGCGGCGUUCGUGAAGCUCCUUCGCAGUAGUAAAGUCCAGCCUGAUUGGACCUGGGAGCAGGCUAUCCGCGCCAUUGUCAAAGAUCCCCAGUUCCGCGCCAUCAAAGAUCCGAGGGAUCGCAAAGCUGCCUUUGAGAAGUAUUGCCACGAUGUCGUUGUGCAAGACAAGGAACGUGCCAAGGAAAGACUGACUAAACUUCGCGCUGACUUCGCCACCAUGCUCCGGAGCCACCCAGAGAUUAAGCACUACACCCGGUGGAAGACAGCCCGGCCCAUGAUCGAGGGCGAGACCAUCUUCCGCUCGACUAACGACGAGAACGAGCGCCGUCAGUUGUUCGAGGACUACGUUAGUGACCUCAAACGGGCUCACAAGGAGCAGCAGGUCACAAUGCGCAAGAGCGCUAUGGAUGGUCUGAUCGAACUGCUUCCCACUCUCAGUUUGGAGCCCUACACUCGCUGGGCUGAAGCACAAGGUACCAUCCAGAACACCCCCUUGUUUCAAAGUGAUGAGAAGUACAAGACACUCAGCAAGUUUGACGUGUUGACCGUCUUCCAAAAUCAUGUCAAGUCCUUGGAACGUAACUUCAACGACUCAAAGCAGGAAGAGAAGAACAAGAAAUUCCGCCAGGAGCGGAAAGCUCGUGAUAACUUCAAAGUCCUCCUCACAGAGCUGAAGAGGGAUGGCAAAAUCACUGCCGGCACCACCUGGACCCAGAUACACCCCCUGAUCGCAGACGAUGCUCGCUACAGAGCUGUCGCCGGUAAUCCCGGGUCUACUGCCAUGGAGCUGUUUUGGGAUGUUGUUGAGGAGGAAGAGCGCGCUCUCAGGGGCACUCGCAAUGAUGUGCUUGACGUUAUUGGUGUAAGUGCUCCCGAUAUGGAUUCCAACAAAAUGCAAGCUGACAAGUCGAUUCAGGACAAACGGUUCGAAGUCACCCCGAAGACCACUUUUGAAGAGUUUGAGGCAGUCGUCAGGGGUGAUGCUCGUACGGCUAACAUUGAACGGAAAAUUCUUGAGCUUAUUUUUGAACGGAAGCGCACAAAGCGCACAGACGAAGACAAGGUGCAGCGCCGCGCUCUCGAUGACCUUCGUGCAGCCAUGAAACGGUUGGAGCCUCCCAUCACCGUCACUGAUACUUACGAACAGGUGAAGGCCAGGCUUGCCCAGUCUGAGGCAUUCCGGACUGUGAACUCUGAGGAAGCUCGUCGGGGCGCCUUUGACAAGUAUAUUCGUCGCCUUAAGGAGAAGGAUGAGGAAAAUGAAAACGAGCGCCAACGCCGUCGGGAACGCCCAGAUGGGCAUCGUGAUAGAGGUGAGCGAUCCUACCGAAGUGGACGUUCUGCUAGGAGCCGCAGCCGCAGCCCCGAACACAACACCUACGAGGCCGAUCGUCGCCACGCCAUGGCCGACCGCGAGCGUAACUACAGAAAAACCAGUGCGGCCGAGGUUCUACUUUCAGAUCGUCGUUCUGCCGAUGGCCACCACGAUUCAGUGCGUGAUCGGGAACGUGACAGGGACCGUGAUCGGGAUCGCAUCUCUGAGCGUGAUCGUGAACGUGACCGCGACCGCGACCGCGACCGUGAGAGGGAUCGUGAUCGGGCCCGCGAUUAUCGGGAUCGUGAUCGUGACCGGGACCGUGAGCGAGAUCGCGACCGGGAUCACGGCCGUGACCGCGAUAGAGACCGUGACAGAGACCACCGCGACCAUCGCGACUAUGACCGGCGCUCUCGCCCCGCCGACGACUUCAACCACUACGAUCGUGAGCGCCGCACACGUGAGGAGGAUCGGGAACGUAUUUAUCGCAGGCGAGUACUUGAGCGCGACGUUGAUGAGCUGCCAUACGGUGACGAGCGGCCCAGUUCCUCAUCUAGACGCCCGCGCCCCGAAGAAGACGACCACGACCGAAGGUCUCCCCGGCAGGCGAAGCGCAUCAAGGUUGAGGGUGACCGUGCCGCUACCCCCUCGGCCGCCACCGCCACCGCCCAGCCUAAGUCUGCCGCUGCAGCUCCGGCAGCUAUCAAGGAAGAGAAGCCCUCCCCCAGUGUCCGCGCUGGUAGUGAAGAGGGCGAGAUAGAGGAGGAUUAA
Messenger RNA from Podospora anserina S mat+, 2595 nucleotides. RefSeq lists its product as uncharacterized. Gene Ontology annotation, molecular function: protein binding; RNA binding. The record is from RefSeq and is a predicted model, not a curated record. NCBI's taxonomy places the organism in Eukaryota, Fungi, Ascomycota, Sordariomycetes, Sordariales, Podosporaceae. Gene Ontology annotation, cellular component: U1 snRNP; U2-type prespliceosome. The transcript is spliced from 4 exons. Bases 1 to 2595 code for a protein of 864 amino acids. Gene Ontology annotation, biological process: mRNA cis splicing, via spliceosome.